AUGGUAUCUGCAGGAGGAGCAACUCAGCAGGAUAUAAACAAACCAGAAGAUUUCUUUUCUGUGGAGCUUCCUUCCCUAAAUGACAGAGAAGCUCUGAGGAGAAGUGCUGUAUUGCACCCCAUCCUCACUGAAAAGGAUGGUGUCAUGUUGAAUGUGAAUGUGAAAGGAAGCAUUGGCAUCAGUGUCCAUGAGAUGGAGGGAGAAUUUACAUUUGAGGUGAGUCUCUGGGAAAAUUACAGUGUGCGUAAAGAGACGGUGGGCCUGGGGCAGUGCUGGAGUGGUAUAAAAGCAGGCCCAACUCCUCUCUCAGUCAUUCGCUCCUCUUGCCUCCAUCUCCCAGGGAACGAGGUGCCCCUCCAGACACAAGACAUGUCCUGCUACGACCAGUGCGUGCCACGCCUGCCCUGCCAGCCCUGCGGCCCCACCCCUCUGGGCAGCAGCUGCAACGAGCCCUGCGUCAGGCAGUGCCAGGACUCCAACGUCUUCAUCCAGCCCUCUCCCGUGGUGGUGACCCUGCCCGGACCCAUCCUCAGCUCCUUCCCGCAGAACACCGCCGUGGGCUCCUCCACCUCCGCUGCCGUUGGCAGCAUCCUCAGCUCUGAGGGCGUGCCCAUCUCCUCUGGAGGCUUUGGCCUCUCUGGCAUUGGCAGCCGCUUCAGUGGCAGGCGGUUCUUCCCCUGCUAAAUCUGUUGCUGAUGGCCCUGGAGGAAGAUCCCCAGGGUGCACAAAAUCUUUGUGGGACUUGAGACCAAACGAUGGAGCUAGUUCGAUCACGCUGCAAAUGUGAUCCAUGUCCUCCUUCCUUCCCCCUUUUCUCUCUCUCCUUUCCUUCCUGUGCCAUUACUGAUCACCAUCUGCUCCUCUGGGCAGUCAGACCCACAACACCAGCGUAGGGAGGACCUGAUGGCCCUUCUCCCGCUGUGGAAAGGGCGGAUGGAUGGAUGGCAGU
Messenger RNA from Tympanuchus pallidicinctus (lesser prairie-chicken), 949 nucleotides. RefSeq lists its product as uncharacterized. The coding region runs from base 1 to 684 and encodes 227 amino acids. The record is from RefSeq and is a predicted model, not a curated record. Gene Ontology annotation, cellular component: intermediate filament. Gene Ontology annotation, molecular function: structural constituent of cytoskeleton. Lineage: Eukaryota; Metazoa; Chordata; Aves; Galliformes; Phasianidae. The transcript has 3 exons.